CUUGCUGCGAAGACUCUGUGGCGGGCUUCCUGCGCUCAGCCUUCGAACUUUGGCAGUUUUCUUCGCCCCUUUUUCGACGUUUUUCCAGACAUCGACCACACCAACAGAGUCUUAAGUGUGCGUCCAAAUGUGUGUUUAAGUGCGUGAAGUCAUUUGGUUUGCAGGUCACCCAUUAUCAGCUGGAACUUGUGUUCACAAAGGAGACACGAGUGGAAGGUCCCUCUAUUGAACGUUAAAUGGUCAUCAUCCUUGAAUGCACAGCAGUGGGCUGCCAGCUUGGAUUGUUGCAGUAAAUGGCAGAGAGUUACAGGUUAGAAGAUGAAGCCUUCCCCAGCUUCCUGUGCAAGUCAUUGGACAGCACCACGUUGGGGAAUGUGACACAGGGAUCCGGGCCUGGACUGCCCGUGGCGACUUCUACCGCGGCUAAGAUUAGACCUCAUUCUGACAACAGAGGGGAUCGCGUGGAGGCCUCGUAUCUGGAGGAAAGAGUGCUGCAGCAGAACAUCUCCCAAUCAUCCCAGGCCCAGCAGCGCAAGUUUGCCCUCAGCUUCAAAGAUGACAUGGACAAUGCAGAUGAUUUUAUUGCAGCCCAUAAUCUAUCAGACAUGCUGCUCAAGUUUCACACGGAUGACACUCCAUCCCGAAACCAAGGCUCCCUGCUGCAUCUUCUUCCCACUCACAUGGCCUCAAUCCAGGGCGGCCACACAGAACUUCCAACAGAUCUUUCAGCCGGCCUUCUGACAUUUGCUCAGUUUGAACAUAAGCAUUGUACAGAUACCAAAGCUCCAUCCCCACCGUCCGCAGCUGAGAAAGAGAAUGUUGAAAGUGAAGCCACGGACAGAAACCAUUUCAGUGGCAGCAACUCCAGUUUUGUGGCAAAUGAACAGCUCAUGUCUGUGGACAGCAUGAACAGUGACACAACUGAUGAUGACAUUGAUUUGAACAACUUGCCUGAUGAUGAACUGGAGCUGUACUUCAAUAAACUGAUGCCCGCAGCCAUGGAAAGAGGCACAGUGGAGGGCCAAGAGCUGCCUGCUGCAGAUGCUACAGGGCCACCCCAGGCAUCCCAUUCAAGGACCAUCGAGCAAGGGCAGUGCAAACAUCAGAUCCGUGAUGACAUUGAUCAGGACACCCUCCAGAUGCCUGACGUACGUCUGGCUGCCACAGGUAUGGACUCCUGUCCUGCCAGUGACGAGGACACCGAGGAUGAGCUGGAGUCUGUUAGACAGACAAGUUCCCUAAGAACAAAGCUACUGCCAAGCACCUCCAGACAAUUGGUUGGCGAGAGUCGUCAACCCUGCUUUAGGCCAGGUUUAGAAGGAGGAAGCUCUGACGAUGAGCCGUCAAGUGGCCUCGGCGGUCCAUGUCUGUCUGGGAUUGAACACAGACGAUCUGCUGAGGGACAAGUUAUUAAUCCUCCUGUUACAGCAGAGGAUGGAGGUGGUGGAGAUGGGAGCAGCGGGAGUGAAGAAGGUGGAAAUAACGGUGGAGUUUCAUCAAUGCCUUUUCCAAUAAGCACCAAUGACAACGCCUAUGACGUGCUGCGCGGGCUGGGCCUCGUGGGUAGCAGUGCUGUUGGUGAAGAUGGAGAUGGUGCUCGUAACAGCCUAACAGCACCUGGAAGGAGCAACCUUUCUACCCGCACGGAGAUGGGCGAUCGCGUGGGUCCUGUAGGAACUGUUGAGGCCAGCAGCUGUAAAAAUUCAUCACGGGGAAGUCAAACUGUCUCUCCUGUGAACUGGAGCAUGCUUAUGGACAGACGGGAAGAACAUCAGGAUGAGUCCGGGGCCACCACUGAGCCAUCCCGCUCUGUUGACGUGAAAAGGGAAGCUCAACUUCAAGUUACCCAGGACAACUCCCAGGCUCAGACUUUAUUGCAGUUGAGGGGAGGCCCGUGUGGUAACGCAUCAGAAGCUGUGGCGUCAGACACGACCAGUGAGGAAGACUGUGACCUUUCUACCUCCCUGGAUCCCAAAUAUUUCUGCCAGAGCUUCCAGGAGGAAGAAGGGGAAUCAGAUGAUGACUGGAACAACUGUCCAGCAAAUCUGGACUUGGAGUUUCACCAAGGUGCCAGUGCUCCUCACAGUGUGGUGUACCAGGAUGAAGAAGGGCAGUGGGUGACAGACCUGGCUUAUUAUACCACCUUUGAGAAGGAGACAACGCAACAUGAUGGACAGCUUAAAAAUGAGGACUUUGUUUCUUCUGGUGAUGCUCUGGAGAAGAUCAUCAAAGAUCAGGAGGAAUUUGAAAAAGAGCACCGGUUUAUGCAGGAGGAGCAGAUUGUACCAGCCAGCAGCAACAGCACCGUACUCAUGGACUCUUCUUGGAAAGCUGCUAGCAGCAGACACAUUUUGAUGAGGGCGUCUCAGGUUUCUUCUGAUUUUAACCAAGGCGACCAAAGCUACCUGCGACUGUCAUUAGGGCAGUUUUUUCAACAACGUUCUGAAGCCUUGGGCUGUCUUGGCAGCGCUAACGAUAUGGACUUGGUCAAACGGCCAUCCUUUGGCUUUAUUAUCAGCUCUCCUGAGAAGAGGGAACCAUUUGCGCUGAUCCACCCCUCUGACUUGUCACCUGGGGAGAAUUCACCUCACAGUGACUCCAUGGAUGUCAGUGAAGGUGAUAAAACGCUCAAACCUGAUGACUUGGACAAAACCUUUGAGGUAGCAGCGGGUGAAAGGAUGUCCCCAAAAGGGAACAAAGACGUUAACGCUUCUAAUCAGGAGGAUGCCGUGCUUCGCUGCAAUGAGGGUCCUGACUCUGCAGCCAAUCAGAGCUCCAUGUCCCCCCAAAACAACCUUAUGCUGAGUAUCAGCACCAUUGCAUCAGCCAUUGCAGACGCAUCCAUUAGUACCAACCCAUCGCAGCUGGCUGCUAUGAUCUUGCAGCUGUCUAAGAAAUGCAGACAGAGACAUCACCCAGAGACCCCUGAUGUUUUUGCAACUGGAAAAGUCACAGAGGAACCAUGCUCAAAUCAACAUGUCCAUCCUGAUGCAGAGCAGCUGAACAGCCUGUUGAACACGCUACAAAGUAGUAGUAAUGUGGGAGAGCAGAGUGCCUUUGACAUGGAGAAAUACUUGAAACAGACAGAUACAUCUUUCCACAUUGACGCAUCUGCAGCACAAACUACCUUUGACCUCACUGGCUGCCUUGACAACUUCAGGUCCUCUAAGAAGAUGCAGACAGAAGAAGAAGAAUGCUCACCUCAUGAAUCAGAGAGCGCAAGUGCCGUGCACAAAGACCGAAAAGAGCCAAGAUUCAAGCCUAGAUCUUCCAACAAAAAGGCUGACGCAAAAAGAAGCUGUACGUCAUUGACUCACUUUACGGGUAAGAAAUCCCAGCCAGCCAAGAUUGUCAUGGCUGCACCUCUGCAUCAUAGCUCUUUAGAGAAACACGUGGGCGUUUUUUUACAAAACACUCAGCCUCCACUUGAGCACGUAUUUGGGCCGCCACCUGAACCUCACGUGGAAGAAGAGACACAAUGCAACUUCCGACCCUCCACCGCUCCUUUAACGCACUCCUCUCCAAGCCAGAGCUCCCCUCCUGAAGCUGACAGUCCUCCCAGUCCAAGUCAUGACAAGUCCUCUCCUCAGUCCACCUGCUCCAGCCCGAGUCUCAACAGGCUCACGUACGUCUCAAUGAAUGACGCCACACUUGUACCCACACCAGAAAGGCACAAGAAUAAUUGUAGCAUGGCACUCAGCACCACCAUCAUCAGAAUCAGUCCAACCCCUCCUGUGGAGCCAGAUGCACCAUCUAACCAGGAUCUACCAAAGCAGAGUCAAAGGCUGGAAGAGCUGCCAGCACAGCAUAGUCUAAAAACAUGUGGUGGAAAUACUCUGAGUUGUACCCACUGCCAGAGUGAAUGUGGCUGUCCCAGUGUUCAAACUCUUAGCCACAAGAACCCCUUGGAGUCCAAUGGAAGGAAACUCACUAAAGUGGACUAUUGCAGUCAUUCUCACAUUCCACAAACCAGCACCACAGCAGCUGCCCAGACCUCUGAACAUUGGGGAGCUCCCAGCUCUGUCUCGUCACUAUAUUCUGAUGGCUUUCACGCCCUUCCCAACUUGAAGCCUGUGUAUCCUGGCUUGAUGGAUUUGAUGCAGCAAGGAGAUGUGCAGUCCCUCCUGGCAGGACCCGCCCUCAUCAACUCCCAACUGGCUCAGCAGUAUUUAGCAAGUGAUGCUCGGUUAAAUCCUGGGGUGUAUAAUGUGGGAGCGGCAAGAAGCGGCCUCUACAGCGUCUCAUCUUCAGGUGUGUCCAACAGUAAGCCGACAGCGAGACACGUCCAUCCCACGGCAUGGCCUUUGGGGAUGGCUGCUGCUCCUGGGUCCCAUCACCUUCCCAGAUCCAUGCAGAACCAUCAGGACAUGGGGGUGAAACUCUACAGUCAGUAUGGUGCAGAACCACUCCUGGCAGGUGGUCUUGAAGAACUAAGCGUUCAAGUGGUGGUGCCUGAGGAGUUGCACUUUCCUAAUGCCUGCUGUGUGGGCAUCGCUUCCCAGACCUCCCUCAGCCUCUUCAACCCCUCUGAACGAUGGCAGCAAGUGUCCAUCGCAGUUGCAAGUCUGGCCAUCGAUGGAGAGAAGGUGGGCAGUGUGCCUUACCAGUGGUUGGUUGUCAAGAACAAGACAAUCAUUGCCCCCAAAAGUACAGAAGAGCAGAAAGUGUUGUUCAUUCCUCCAAAGGCUGGCGUCUACCACAGUGUCCUCCGUGUUUGCUCUUGGCCUGCGUCUGCCAACACACACGUGGCUGCCAGGGCCGCUCUUUUUGCCAAAGGGGUGCUGCUGGUCGCCAUUGCAGAGAAUCCCUCCAUAGAGGUUGAAGUGGACAAAUCUGGAUGUUUGAAUUUUGGUGAUCUACCAGAAGGUAGUUCUAAAUCAAUUCCCCUGAAACUUACCAAUAUGACUCGAGCCACGGUACCCAUCAGGCUGGUUGUCAGUGCUAAGGCGACAUCAUGGUGCUGCUUCACGCUGUCUAAGCAGCCUGCUCCCUUGGCAUCUGAGGCGGCCCAGCCAGCAGGACCCAUGACGCCACUGAUGUCUCCUUCUGUCGUCAAUCAUGUGAUGCAUGCCAGCUAUGGAGAGAAUCCAGAAUGUUUUAUGGUUUGGGUUCACUUCAAGGCCUGGGGGAAGUACACAGCCUCAUCAGGAGAGCUAGGUCUCGCAAAUGAGUACUGCGCCUGCAUAGAUGUUGAAGUGGACUCACCCGCUGCCGGUCAUGUGAUCAAAAGUGUUCCCGUCAGAGCUCGGUCUGGAACUGCCAUAGUCCAUGCACCUAAAGAUCUGCAGACUAUGAAGACCAACUCCUUCAAGACUGUGCCCUUGCGUGCUGCACUGGGUAAAUGUUGUCAAAGCACACUGCCCUUAAGGAAUGCAGGAAACAUUGAUGUGCAGAUGAAACUCAAGACCAACGAUGAGUGUUUCUCAGUCACACCUGAUCAAUUGUUCCUCACCGUGGGAGAAGAGCGACAGGUCGUGGUUUCAUUUCAAGCGUGGGGAGCCAAGAAAUACAGAGAGAGCCUUCUCACCAUCUUGGUGCUGCCAUCAGGCCCUCAGUAUGAAGUCACGUUAAAAGGAGAUGUUGUCCCAGAAGAGGCAGCUGCCGAAGUUGGCCCUGGCCUGGCCAGUGAGCUCCCCCCAAUUCUCUCUAACAAGCAGUUUGUGGCCUGGGGAGGGGUCACCCUGGGGCAAGCUGUUCAGCAGAAGCUGGUUCUAAGGAACAAUUCAAGCAACGCCAUUCAGCACCUGCGCUUGAUUAUCCGUGGCCAAGACCAGGACUGCUUUCAGCUGCAGAGUUUGUUCAGUCCAGAGGAGCGUUUGUCCCGGAAUGGAGAGCUCUCCAUUCGCCCCAGAGAGGAUGUGGCCAUCCACCUGCUCUUUGCCCCCACGAGGGUGGCUUGCAUGUUGGCCAAGCUGGAGAUCAAACAGUCAGGAGUGCGUUCAUCUCAACCGGGGGUCAAAUUCACUAUUCCUCUUUCUGGCUAUGGCGGCACCAGCAACGUCAUCUUGGAGGACCAGAGGAAGGAGGUGGACGGCUACGUGGCGUCAGUGUCGGAUGUUGCGGUGAACCAUGUCAGCAAGGUGUGCCUCUGCGUGAGGAACACUGGUUCCAGAGCUGCUUUCAUCAAAGCCGUGGCCUUCUCUGAUGUACCGUCUCGCUCGCUUAUGGACCCAACUGUCAUCAGUCUGGCACCCUCACAGUUUGUCCUCAAGGAAAGGACACAAGAGGUGGUCACAGUGCUACUCAAAUGUAGCCAAAGGGAGCAAACCCUGUGUCAGUCGGAGACACCCCUGCUGGCCACCGUGCUGCUCUUUUGUGGAGAUGAGGUCUCCAGGCAGCAGUACAGGAGACUGCUUGAAAGCAAACCAGAUGUCGGACAGAAAGUUCUCGCUGAGAACAGCUUGCAGAAAAACACCAAAUUCGAUGAGACGUUUUUGGGAGAGGAAAUGAUUCAUGAAGCAGUGGAUCUGCCUCCACGGCCCAAUGAGGCAUACGUCUUCUACGGGCAAAUGAGAAAGGUUGCGGUGUCGUUACUGGGAAGCACAAAUGGCAGAGUGUGUGAGGAGAGUGACAGCACCGAGUUACUGCUGACCUCUACUAGACAAGACCUGGUAACAGAGAGUGGCCUUACAAAUGGCAAUGUGUCUUUGGACGUGCUGCCAGUGAAGGGUCCACAAGGUCCAGCAAUGAGAGUCACAGCAUCCUCCUUAAAGACCUCAGAGCCAUCUCAAAAACAGCCUGAGUCCUGGACUCUGCAUCCACAGCAACUUGUCCUUGCAGUUCCCACUAUGAACGCUGUGGCCAGCACCAGUCAGGUGCAGAUCAAGAAUAAUACCUCUAGAGAGCUGAGCUUUGACUUGUCCUGGCCUGCCCGCUACCUCACCAUCACCCCUCAGCAUGGAGUCAUUGAGCCACAUUGCCACCUGCAGAUUUUCAUCAGCCCCAACCCUUCAGUCGCCAGCAUGCUCCCUUGGAGUGGACAAAUAUACGUCCAAUGUGAUGGUCAGCAGAAGUCGAUCAAGAUCCAGAUCCGUCAGGAUCUGGCACUGGAUGUUUCUGCUACCCCGGCGGAUGCGACUCUGUCAGCCCUCAGCCCUCAGGCAGCCACUCCUGUGUUGGCGACGUCUAAGUCAGCACUGGCCCUCACGCCUCAGCAGUUAGCUCCAGCUCUGGUCCACAUCAGCAACAACAUCCUCUUCCCCAACACUCCCUCAGGAGAAACAUCAGAGGCACAGCUGGUGGUGGAGAAUAGGGACGUGGAAGUGAGGUGGUACCUAUCAUCAUUUGCACCUCCCUAUGUCAAGGGGGUUGACAACAGUUGUGAUGUGUACCGGGUCACCUACACUGCUUUCAGGUGCUCCAGAUUGUCAGGCACUUUGGGAGCCCAUGAAAAAAUGCAGGUGCCGAUUACAUUCCUGCCAAGAGGCAGGGGCGACUAUGCUCAGUUCUGGGUUUUUGAGUGCCACCCAUUGUCUGAGCCCCAGCAGAAAUGUCAGAUACGCCUCGAGCUACAUGGAACGGGGGUCGACUGUGGAGGAGUGGUAGGACCCCAGAAAGGAGAUUGCUCUUUGGUCAAAACGGAGGCCACCACUAAGGCGAGGAAGAAAGCUGAAGUUGGAGCAGGGAAGAGCAGCCAGGAUGAACCCGUGUGGAAGGGUGUUAAUUGCCCUCAAGAGCUUUACACUUUCCCCCAUACGUGCGUUGGCCAGUCCAGCACGCUGAAAGUCAACAUCCGCAACAGCUCGGUCAACACAUACGAGCUGAGGUUUGUAAAGCCUCAGGAGCCCUUCCACAUCAAGCAUUCCAAAUAUUCCCUGAGGGCUCAACACUUUGUGAAGCUGCCUGUGGAGUUCAGACCGAGCAGUGCAGGCAAACACGCCGGCUUGCUGCUCGUCCAGUCAGGAAGCAGCAGAAGUCUGCUCAUCCAGCUGGCCGGUGAGGCGUUGUCUUCAACAUAACGCUGGCUCUCUACGUCUUCCCUACCGAGACACUUCCUGAAUUGGAUUUGUGCAGUAGUGUCGGUUCAGAGCCGCGUCUCUGGCUAAGGUAGAGCUGGACUACUGUAGAAACAUGUGCCACACGUUAACGGCCACGUUUGGAGUGAACUGAAAGAAGGAAGUCCUGAUCUUGUUUCUGUGUGAUGUGCCGUAACUCCACAAUGAGGACGUGUCUCACAGGCCCUUGGUUCCCAGCCUCUUUGUUCCUUGGGGAAGCUGCGCAAGGGGCGGACCUGUCACGUAAAUCUCGUCGACUCGAUUAGAGGAGGUAGACUUUGAACUGGAGAUGUGUUUUAGUUUCUAUGCAAACGUGUCAUUCUGUUUUACCAGCACACAUGAUUGAGUUCAGGCAAAGGUGGACAUCGGGGGCAUCCAAAGUCCAGCUCGCGGCAAACUAACGUUGAUUUGGAGUGGACGAGGAAAUGUAUUUGAUCAGUAGUCAUUUGUGAACACGUGCAUUGCACAACACAGCAGCAACAGAAGCAAUGCUCUGAGCACUCAGCCAGCUUUCAUUAGAAAGCUCUUCUUUCUUGACGUCCACUAAGUUACCAUGGUAACCCCUUCAUCACUUUGCAGUAAAUGUUUAGUUUUUCUACAAUGUUAGAAUGUUAAGCACACUUUUUUCACAGUUUAUUUCCUUGGAUUGUGAGUUUUAAUGUGAAGGAUGCAAUAUGUACAUACAUUGGUGUAUUGCUAUGUCGGAAAUAAAGUCUUUAUUAAAUAUCAGCAUUGCCUCUUGUUAAAGCUCGUGCUGGGCAAAUAUUACCAAUAUUAAUCGCAUGCUGUAUGUCCUAGGUUCCCACAGUGGGGUACGCCCAAGGGUGUAACUUGGGUCUAAGA
Dunckerocampus dactyliophorus (ringed pipefish) is the source of this 8837-nucleotide messenger RNA. RefSeq names its product centrosomal protein 192 (gene cep192). Gene Ontology annotation, cellular component: cytoplasm; centriole; pericentriolar material. The coding region runs from base 294 to 7958 and encodes 2554 amino acids. Gene Ontology annotation, biological process: mitotic spindle assembly; centriole replication; centrosome duplication. Gene Ontology annotation, molecular function: protein kinase binding. NCBI's taxonomy places the organism in Eukaryota, Metazoa, Chordata, Actinopteri, Syngnathiformes, Syngnathidae. The record is from RefSeq and is a predicted model, not a curated record. The transcript has 53 exons.